UCAAACAGCCUAAAUAGCAAGAAGGGUAUUUCUGCUGCAUCGAGGAAGCCAUUAAACUCCUGCGAACUAUUUCCUUUUAUGUGUCCCUGCACACGACUGCCCUCCCCUAUCACUGACCAGAGAUUACUUCUGAGGAUACUUCGAAAGCUUGGCGAUUUAUGGCUGGAAAGUGAAACGACGCUGGAGUGUGGCCACAUCAUUAUUUUGGGUUGCGCGGUACCAGAUGGGCAGUCGGUGAAUGGCGCAGGGAUGUGACGGACAGUUUUAUAAUGUGAUUUUCCCCCAUAAAGCUAAAACAGGCUUCAUUCCCCUCUAUUUUCUUUCGGCCUAUAGUACUUGUAUUUCUCCCCUCUCUGCAAUAUCAAUUAACUCAACUUUGCCGAGGAGCGGCCAAAAAGGAAGGCGAUCAAUUGGUCUCUAUAACCUCGGUAAGUCAGAGGAGCUGCUGUGACGGGCGCUGCGGGGACCCGCGGUGCCCUGAGCGGACUGCGGGGCUGAGACCGCGCAGGCGGUUAUGGAGUCAUCCGCGGGGGCUAGAGACCUGGCGGCAGGCGGGGUCCCCUGAUCUCAGGAGGGGUUCCCUGAUCUCGCGACUGACUUGGAGGCCGCUGCUACCUCUCAUCCGCAGCAUUUUACUACCAUUAUCAUCGUUCUUGAAAAGUCAUGGAAGACGAGACACUGCCAGACCUCAGAGACAUCGAGCUGAAGCUGGGGCGCAAAGUACCGGAGAGCCUAGUGCGCUCGCUCCGUGGGGAGGAGCCGGUUCCCCUGGAAAGGGACAGGGACCCCUGCGGGGGGAGCAGCGGCGGAGGCGGAGGCGGCAGCUGCAGUAGCCGAAGCAGCUUCCCUCCCUCGUUGUCAUCCUCCUCUUCGUCUUCCCCAACCUCUGGCUCCCCAGGAAGACGCAGCCACUCCAGCACCCUGGAGAGGCUGGAAACCAAGCUUCACCUCCUCAGGCAAGAGAUGGUUAAUCUCAGAGCCACAGACGCCAGGCUCAUGCGCCAGUUGCUCGUUAUCAAUGAGAGCAUUGAGUCCAUCAAGUGGAUGAUUGAAGAGAAAGCCACCAUUACUAGCCGAGGCAGCAGUCUCAGUGGCAGCCUGUGCAGUUUACUGGAGAGUCAGAGCACCUCCUUACAUGGCAGCUACAAUAGCCUACAUGAAGGCAGCGAUGGGCUGGAUGGUAUCUCCGUAGGGAGCUAUCUGGACACUUUGGUAGAUGAUGUCCCAGGCCAUCAGACCCCGUCAGACUUGGACCAGUUCAGUGACAGCUCCAUAAUAGGGGACUCCCAGGCACUGCACAAGCAUCCCAAAUUAGAUUCUGAAUACUACUGCUUUGGCUAAUGACCCAGUUUUUUGCAUGGGAUUGGUGUGCAAUUAACUUGUAUUUAUCUUUCUUCUCUGCUGCUAUAUUUUUGGUGUGAUUUCUUUUUUACAUGACACCCUUUAAAAAAGAAGCAUAUUUUGAAACUGCUUGAUGGUAUUUCUGUUGCUCCUAAUACUUCUAAUCUGGAAUCAUUUAUCUUUCUCUCUUACAUCUCUAUUUUUAUUUAUUACAAUGAUUUUUUUUCCCUCCCUUCUUUUAUAGUGGCACAAAUAAAGUAGGAGGGAAAGAAUAAGCAAUAAUUAUGUUUUUGCUUUUGUUUUCAGAGCAAGGGGUCAGGGAUUACAUUAAAAACUUUGCUAAAUUUUACAAUAAACCAAAGUCUGAUAAUAGCUCAUUCUGUUGCUUGUAUUCUUAAGUGAUUCAAAGUUUCAUUGUGUAGAAGCCACUGAGGUUUAUUACUGUUUAUACAGUAUACUGAUCAAAAUGCUUGGGACAAAGUCAGGCAUUAUUUCUAGUCCACAACUUCCUAGUGUGAAAAUCAACAAUACUGUUAGUCAUGUACUUUUAUGGCCAUCAUUUAGAAGCCCCAACUAUAUGCAAUCUGUUCAGUUCAACUUUGUGUUCAUCCUGUAGAUUAGCAUUUCCUAAUCAAUGAUUCUAACUGAAACUGUAGACUGUGCUGUAUGACAAUAUUUGUUUCUCCCAAAUUUCAAAGAUAGUUGAGAUCAGGUAUGAUGAUGAUUAGAGGUUAAGGGGUCUUAAAUUUAAUUGUAUUUUGAGAUUUUGUUGACAUUUGCUCAUAUGCAUUUUGCAAUUCUGAUAGGAUAUAUAAAAACUUAGAUAAGACAUAUGGAUGGAUAGAUAGAUAUAUUACAUGCAAAGUGGAAUCGCUACUCACUUAUAUGAUGCCAUUUCAUCCUGGGAUGGAUAAAUAAUCUCUUUCUUAUCUGAAAUUACAUAUGAAAAUAUAACUUACAUGGUAAACAUUUAGUUUUGAUAUAUUAUUAAUCCUCCACAUUUCUUUUACCUUAAUGAUUCCUAGUGAGUGAAUCUAUUGAGAUAUCAAACUGUAUUUUGUAAUGAUACAUGUUUCUGAAAAAUAUUUUACAAUACAAAUCAAAAAGUCUUCCUAUUUAUAACUAAAAAAUGUCCAUAUUCAAUACAUGGUUUCCCCAAAAUUUCCUUUGUUAUUAUGUACCUAUUACACACUUAUCAAAAGUACUGUUUGUUUCCGGGACAUAUACUAUUCAAUUUUCAAUUAAAAUGUAUAGGGUCUAUAUUUUA
Molecule: messenger RNA, 2608 nt
Organism: Miniopterus natalensis
Lineage: Eukaryota; Metazoa; Chordata; Mammalia; Chiroptera; Miniopteridae
Gene: LURAP1L
Product: leucine rich adaptor protein 1 like
Biological process (GO): positive regulation of canonical NF-kappaB signal transduction
Source: RefSeq, a predicted model, not a curated record